Messenger RNA from Macrosiphum euphorbiae (potato aphid), 306 nucleotides. The record is from the annotation of a GenBank genome assembly. Lineage: Eukaryota; Metazoa; Arthropoda; Insecta; Hemiptera; Aphididae.
AUGUUGACGGGACAUGGCUGCUUCCAGGCCAAACUACAUAGAUUUGACCGUGCAGAAUUCCCACAUUGCUUAUCCUGUGGAGAUAAUAUUGACGAUGCGGAACACGAGUUCUUUAAAUGUGGUCGGUGGGCAAGGAAUAUAGCAGAUCUGGAAGCCGCGGUUGAUCAAGUCGUUUCACCAGAAACGAUAAUUCCAAUAUACAUAACACAGCAAGGGAAACUGGGAAGCGGUGGAAAGGUACGUUACUCUUAUCCUGGGGACCAAAGAAGAAAAGGAACGGCUGAGGAGAUAGAACGAGAAGUGUAA